AUGAAGUCAGUACCAUAUGCUAGUGCAAUAGGGAGCCUGAUGUAUGCACAGGUCUGCACUAGGCCUGACAUUGAUUUUGUAGUAGGUCUACUAGGGAGAUAUUUAUCUAACCCUGGUAAAGAUCAUUGGACUGCAGUUAAGAACAUUUUGAGGUAUCUCAAAGGGACCAAAGAUUACAUGUUAACCUAUAAGAGGGUUGAAAACCUUGAGCUGAUAGGAUAUACAGAUUCUGAUUUUGCCAGUUGUGCAGAUGACAGAAAAUCUACAUCAGGUUAUAUCUUUACAUUAGCUUGUGGUGUUAUAUCUUGGAAAAGUUCGAAACAAACAUUGGUGACUUCAUCUACAAUGCAAGCAGAGUUUGUCGCAUGUUUUGGUGCAGCCACACAAGCUGUUUGGUUGAGAAAUUUAAUUGCGCAAAUGUUCAUAGUCGAUUCAGUGAAUAGACCCAUACAGCUUUAUUGUGAUAAUAUUUCAGCUGUGUUGUUCUUUAAGAAUAAUAAAAGCAUCACAGGGUCUAAGCAUAUGGAAGUUAAGUAUUUGACAGUUAAAGAACUUGUGAAAAAGGGUGACAUUGCAAUAGAUCGUAUUGGAACUGCAGACAUGAUGGCUGAUCCUUUAACCAAAGGUCUUUCCCCAAGUGUUUUUGAAAAACACAUAUCUAACAUGGAGUUAGUGAAAUCUUUUGAUAUAUUUGGUUAA
This is a messenger RNA of Dioscorea cayenensis subsp. rotundata (Guinea yam), 699 nucleotides long. RefSeq names its product secreted RxLR effector protein 161-like. The coding region runs from base 1 to 699 and encodes 232 amino acids. NCBI's taxonomy places the organism in Eukaryota, Viridiplantae, Streptophyta, Magnoliopsida, Dioscoreales, Dioscoreaceae. The transcript has a single exon. The record is from RefSeq and is a predicted model, not a curated record.